AGUCUACCGGAUGUUGACAUCCAAUUUACCAAAUUAAUAAAUGUUUGUGUUUAUCCCAGAUAACUUUAGCUGAAAACAAGAAUGAAUGAUUGAAAAAAAGAAUGGAAAACUAUGAAAAGAUCCGAGUGGUUGGAAGAGGCGCAUAUGGGACAGUUCAUCUGUGUAAGCGUUUGAGUGACAAGAAGCAUGUUAUAAUCAAGCAGAUUCCUGUGGAACAGAUGACGAAAGAUGAACGACAAGCUGCGCUUAAUGAAGUUAAAGUUCUUUCUAUGCUUAGUCAUCCAAAUAUCAUAGAAUACUACGAGAACUUCCUUGAAGAUAAAGCUCUUAUGAUUGUGAUGGAAUAUGCACAAGGUGGAACAUUGUUGGACUACCUACAGUCACAGAAUAGUAGACUGUUAGAGGAGGAGGAAAUCCUGCUUUUCUUUGCCCAGAUGCUGUUGUCAAUACAGCAUGUUCAUUCCAAACAGAUUCUUCACAGAGACCUUAAAACACAGAAUAUUCUGCUUGAUAAGAAGAGGAAAGUUGUGAAGAUUGGCGAUUUUGGAAUUUCUAAAGUACUCAGCAGUAAAAGUAAAGCAUAUACAGUUGUUGGUACACCAUGUUAUAUAUCACCAGAAUUAUGUGAAGGCAAACCAUACAACCAGAAAAGUGAUAUUUGGGCCCUAGGGUGUGUUCUUUAUGAACUUGCUAGUUUGAAAAGAGCUUUUGAAGCUGCGAAUUUACCAGCAUUGAUAUUAAAGAUAAUGAGAGGUACUUUCGCACCAAUCUCUGAACAUUACAGUGAAGAGUUACGGUCCUUGAUUCUCAGUAUGCUUCACCUUGACCCCAAUAAGAGACCGGACAUCAACCAGAUCAUGGCUCAACCACUUAUCAUUAAUGCAUUGAUCAACAUACACACAGAUAUGGGAAAAGUUCCAUGUGCAAGGAUGCAUAGACCAGUUACUCCAGCAUUACCGUCUACAGCCAGGAAUAGAUUAAGGGGUAGUGCAGUCAGUGUGAGAGAUUCUCUACCCAGUAAGCCCCAAUUUAUGAGUAGUGUUUACUGUUGGGGUGGAGGUAUAAAUGCUCCAAUCAAGCUAAUGUUGCCCACUAAUGAUACCCAAGUUGUUGAGGUGUCUGCUGGUAGAACACAAAAGGCAGCUGUCACCAAGAAUGGAAGACUCUUCAACUGGGAGUCCCCAGGUGUUGGAGCAGACUCCCUUAUACCUGGAUCUCUUGAUAGUUCAACUCCUGGGUUUAUACCUAGAUUCCUGGAAGGUCAGUCAGCAGUCGCCAUACAGCACGUAGCUUGUGGAGAUCUGUUCACAGCAUGUCUGACAGACCGAGGAAUCCUAAUGACGUAUGGAAGUGGGGCCAAUGGUUGUCUUGGUCAUGGCAACUUAAAUGAUGUUACUCAGGCCAAAAUUGUUGAAGCAUUGCUUGGCUAUGAAGUUGUUCAGGUGUCUUGUGGUGCAUCACAUGUCUUGGCAGUAACCAAUGAAAAUGAAGUAUUUGCCUGGGGAAGAGGUGAUAAUGGGCGCCUUGGCUUGGGUUCACAAGAUUCGCAUACAACACCACAGGCAGUGCAGUUUCCUGAGGGUGUAAGCCCAUGCUCAGUGAAUUGUGGAGUAGAUUGUUCUAUGGUUAUCACCCUUGAUAACAAACUCUUCUGUUGUGGCAAUAAUAGAUACAAUAAAUGCUGUCUAGAUGAAAUUAACCAAGAAGGGCAGACAAUCAGAUUAGUUGAAGAAGUUCGGCAGUUUACAAGAGUUACCUCCCCUCCAAUAGGAAACUCUUUAGUAAAAACGGUCUCCAUGGGAACCUCACACUCAGCUAUUGUUACAGUGGAUGGAGAACUGUAUACAUGUGGUGCUAAUCAGUUUGGCCAGUUAGGCUAUCAGACAGACUUCAACAGUAAACAAGCGGGACAGGUUCUGACUUUAAAGGACCAUAAAAUAGGCAUGGUAGCUUGUGGGGACACUUUUACUACUGCUGUCUCUCAAGAUGCUGAAGUGUUUUCUUUUGGCAAGAGUGCAAGAGGUCGACUGGGAAGGUCAGAUCCUGAGACGAUGACACCAAAACGUAUCAACAUCAUCAGUGAUGAAAUAUUCACUGUCGUAUCAAUAUCAUGUAGUCAUGGUACCACACUGCUUGCAACUAGACCUGUGCAAGGAAUGUUGGACUGAUGGUUUCAAGUUUUUCAAGUUUCUUGAUAGUUACAGAGUAGCCAGUGAGUGUCCCAAUGUAUAGCUAAUUGGGCCAGCUAGCCCAACAUACAACAACAAACUGUGUUGCUAAAACUGCAUGUACACCUACAAGCAAUAAAGUACCAAGCAGCUACACAGUGGAUCACUGUCUUAAGGAAAUUGGUAUAAGGCAGAAGGAACUGGCUCUCAAGGGUUAUAGUACUGAAUAAUAAUGCCAGGUUGUAAGACUUUGAUAGUUUUUACAUUGUUUUGUUUUCAGACAAACCAACAUUCAGUACUGCAUACUAUUUUCAUCAGAAUUUUUACAAAUGUAUGCCAUGCCUUACAGAAUCAUUGGUAGAGUGCAUCUGGUUUGCUUUGUGUAAGUAAUGAAAGUGGUGAAAUACGCAAAACAGAUAAAAUAUUUCUCUUUAAUAACAUUUUGUGUUUUUAGCAUAUAAAGUAAAUUUUUGCAUGUGAGACAGGAUUUCCUGGAUUUUUUCCGGUGCUGGAGCAACUUAGGUUACAUCCUAGAUGUAAGAUCACUCUCCUGUAAUAUGCAUAAAUUCAUAAGCUACUAUAAUAAAAUGAUGCUGAAAAGAAAAGCGCUCAGUUUAUUUUGUUUAUUCUGUUAUUUGAAGAAUUUGGUACACAAGUAAAAGAAUCUAUCACUAGUUGUAGGUGUAGCUAGAAAUAUCUGGCUGUCAGGUAACUAACUGCUUCUGUGGUAACUGUACAGAACCUUGUUACCACCUGAACCGUUACCACUGAGCCAGAUAUCUCUAUCAACCAAUGAAAUAUUCUUAUAGUGUAUCAUACACAAAUUACAAUGGAAAUAGAUCUGCCUUUACUUAGUUUCCGAGCCAGAUAUCUGUAUCUACACCUUCAAGCAAUGGAAGAUUCUCAUAGUGUAUUGUAUACAAAUAAGAAUGGAAAUAGAUCUGCCUUUACUUAGUUUCCAUUAUUUUUGUUGAAAUUGCCAAGUGUCUUUCAGCUUUGAUUAAUGUAAAUAAUGCCACUUAAUUUAAGUAACUCAGUGACAUUUUUUUUGGGGGGGGGGAGGGGGGGGAUGGGGUUGGUGAGGAGCAAAAAAUGAAGUCUGCACAGAGUUUGAUAAUGCCCCCUCACACAUAUGAACUAGUUUUAUUUAAAAACUGCUAUUUCAUGCCAAAAGCGAAGAGUCCUGUGCUUCCACAUGGCAUCAGGCUUGCAUUGUCAGGUAUACACUUCAUACCAAACACUCUGUGUAAUUAAUGAAAUUUAGAUUUUCCACCUCACCUGCAUACAAUUGCCUAUAAAGAAUUGAAAUGUUUGCAUUUCUGACAUGUAGAGAUGAAGUAUCUUGAUACCACAUCAUUUUCUGCUAAUUUGCAUUACAGUCUAUGUUAAUAAAGAAUUUAGUCAAUACUUGAAAAGAAAAUUCAUAGCAGGGGAGAUAUAUAACUAUAUCAUUUAUCAAAUAUUUUUAUUUUCACGAGAAAAGCUUCUAUUCUCUUCAACUUGUUAGUAGUAUUAAAAGUGUUGUUUGAAUUAUCUCCCUUGCAUUGAAAAAUUGGAAGUGUGACAAUGUUUCUUGAUGAUUAAUCAGCACAAAAAUGAUUAUUUAUAUAUCAUUUAUGAGCCAAUUUAGUCAAUACAGCUAAUUUAGGGAUUCCAGUCGAUGUAAUAACUUUGGUAUUUCAAGAAAACCCCAAGACUGGUCAAUUUUACAUAAUAUUUAUAUUUAAUUAAAAAUUAUUUUAAAUAAGAAUGGCAGUUUUGUCAAAUAAUGGUUAAAUGGCACUAUAUUUAGCUUAUUUGGGACAGUAUUGUGACGUUUUUUAUUUUUCAGAACUUAAUGUUGAUUUUAUUGAUGAUCAUGUUUUGUACAAUUUAUUCAUGAAUUGUAAACUCCCAUGAUUAAACAGCUUGUCCAUUCUUUUUACUAAGCACAUUAGCAUUUCGUGUCCUUACAUUUCCUUAUGUCGUGUUUUUCUUUUGUUCAAGUUAUUAACUUAUGUCAAAGAAUGAAUUAUUCCUUGUGAAAAAAUACUGUUUAGCUUGACUAUACGAAUAUGAAGAGCUUUCCUUCUCAACCUGGCUUGGGCGUCGGCUUCCUUACAUGUCAGCACCUUGGUUAAAGUUUUGAUACACUUUCUCUUUAUCUCUGUAAUUACUUAAUGGAUUUGUUUCAAACUUAAAGUAGUUAUUCCAAAUUAUCACCAACAUCAUCUGGCACAAGGGUCAUAACUCUUGCAUCACGAAUUAUCCCCCUUUUUACUUCAUUAAUGAAUUUUAGGUUAAAGUUUUAGUGCACUUUCACUCGAUCUCAGUUAUUACUAAAUGGAUUGGUUCAAACUUAAAAUAAUUGUGCCACAUCAUCACCCACAUCAUAUGAUACAAUGUCAAUAAACUUUGGUAUCAAUUUUUCUUGAAUUAUGCCCCCUGCUUACUUAGAAUUUAAGGUUAAAAGUUUUGAUCCACUCUGUCUCAGUUAUUACUAAAUUGAUUUGAUUCAAACUUAAAGUAGUUGUUCCACAUCACCACCCACAUCAUAUGACACAUGGGCUAUGACUUUGGCACCAAUAUUUUAUGAAUUAUGCCCCCUUUUACUUAGAAUUUCAGUUUAAUUUUGUUGGCUUUUUCACCAUAUCUCUGUUGUUACUGAAUAAAUUUGAUUUAAACUUAAAAUGGUUGUUACACAUUGUCAUAUACAUCAUAUGGCAAAAGGUCCGUAUUGCUGGCACCAAUAUGUUUUCAGUUAUGCCCUCUUUUUACUUAGAGUUUUAGGUUAAAGUUGUGAUGAGUUUUUGCUACAUCUCAGUUAUCACUAAAUAGAUUUGAUUCAAAUUUAAAAUAAGAUAGUUAUUCCACAUUAUUAGUCACAUGAUAUGAAACAUCAUGCAUUACUCUUGCAGAAAUUGUCCAUGAAUUAUGUCCCUUUUAUACCUAUGAUUUUAUAUACUUUAUCUCUAUCUCUGUUAAUACUUAGUACAUUUGACACGGACUUAUCUUUAUCUAGGUUAUUGCUUAAUACUUUUGACACAGACUUAAGCUAUUGUCUCAUAUCUUCAUCCACAUUGGAGUCAUUUAACACUCCUGUGACAGCUCCAGCUUCCUCAGAUGUGCCCAAUUUCACUAUCCAGCAUUGAAAUAGUCAAGCGUGCUGUCUCCAAUAACAGCUCUUGUUUUUGUCACUUCCAGACACACUGUAAAAUCAACACUGAAAAGGAUUUGGUUUGUUUGUAGCAAAAAAAUUGCCCAUUAUAACAUUUUUACUAAAACUUGUGAGAAGACGAUCCAGUAUCUCUCCGGAUCAAAAAUUCAUUAUUUUGUAGUUUGGUAAGUCUAUUUUAUAUUUUCGAGAAUCUUAUCCUUAAAGUCAGUCAUUUGCAGAUAAAACUUGACAAGUUUCCACAGGCAGCAAUGUUGAGUUAAAAUUUAGUGUCCUGAAAUCAAUAUUCAACUGAUCAACAUCAUAUAAAAGACUGAAUGGUCAGACUGAAAAUGACAUGUGAUUAAGUGCUAUGUUCUUAUAAUUUUGCACUACACUUGCCUCAGAAUUCUCCAAAUUACAUUUUUAAUUAUCUCAGUGCACUGGCAUAUUCAUGUGGUACAUGUAUUGUCUAUUUUAGUGUAUCUUGUUUCCAUAAUUGUCAACCUUUUGAGGUAAUAGAUGUUAAUUCAUGAUGAGCAAUACCUACCUGCAUUGUAUACUGGCUAAUUAACCAUGUUAAUUAGGUAACAGACAGUAUUGGCCAGACAAAUGAAAAAAACAAAUUACUGUAAAAAUUCUUAUGAGUGCAGCUUAUUCCUAGCACAUAUUUAAUGCGUUCAAUGAAUAUUCAUAGCUUAAUUACAUCAUUGGUAAGUUAGUAAGCAGUAUUCAUGUUCUGUUUUUAUAUUAGGGUGUAAUAGCUCACACCUGUCUGGUUAUGUUAUAUCAUGUCAUGAUAUUUGUACAACAUUUAUGACUGCAAAUAAUGUUAGUGUAAGUAGAUAUAUAUGUAAAUCCAAGUUCAAAUCAAAAACAGAAGAUAUUGUUAUAGUGAUAUUGUUUGAACUUGAAUAUAAAAGUUUAAAUGGUGUAGAUCUGUAAAUCAGACUGGUUUUAAAGUGCAUAUUUAAAUGAAGAAGGCAACAAAUGUAUUUGAUAUACCUUAGAACAUUGUUACUGAGGCACAUCGAGAUCGCCACCCACUUUGAAUUAUGUUGUUCUUUAAAUAAAAAUUAUGUAAUAUAUAUUUACUGUUAUGAUAUAUAUUUAUAUUAUUUCCUUCAAUCAAAACAGCAUCUGCUUGUAUAUGUGUUUAAAAAAAAUCAAAUUAAUACAGUAUUAGAACUGUUAAAAGGCUUUAAAAGUGUGUAUUAUGGAGGUCCCUUAUACUGUUUAUAAGAUUUCAGGGUCUAUUUAAUAAUCAAAGUUUAAGAAUUCAUUGAAAUGAGACCUUGAAAAUUGUUGAUUUGCCUAGGGUGAAAACCACAAAUGUUUCAGAUACAAAAUUAUCGUUACAUCAUUGUAUAACAUAAACCUUUCUGUUCUUGUUGCAGUUGAUUUAAGACUUAAAUAUUUGACUGGCAUUAAUGUGAAGCUAUUUUAACCUUUAGCCUGCUUGGCAGCAAGUGAUUCUGCCUUGGCGCCCAGUGCAGACCAAAUUCAACUUUAUCAUCUUCAUAAUCAUGAACUUGUUAUUCAGUUGUGAACACCCCUUUGAAUAAUAAAUGGUACUGCCCAAAUAGAAUGAUGGACCAGUUCAUUUUAGAAAUUUAGCAGGGUAAAGAUUAAUUUACAAGGAUUAUUUAUCAUGUGGAGAUGUAUACAAAAUACAUGUAUAUUCAGCGGUCAUUUUCCUUUUGAAUUUUACAAUGUUUUUUGUUCCUAAUGCGUAAAUUUUAAUAGCAUGAAAUAAUUUAAAUCAAAUUUUAAUCUGUACCUUUUGGACAGAUUCAGUGUUGCUUGACACACAUAUACAUAUACUGCAGUAAAAUAGUUUAUCUUUGAAUCACAUUAGUUAAAUUGUUACAUGCCAUUAUGCAGCUUGUACUAGAUGGUACUGGUUUUAACUUAUUUUGCGAAGUUUGUUACAAAAAUGAUAAAUUGUUAUUUAGAUUGCACUAUGAUCAUAUACAACAUGUAUUGCUCUGAUUUUAAAUGUUUUGUGUACACAGUUUUUACAACACGUCCGUCCAUAAUACUUUUAUAUUUUUAUGUAUGAAACAAUUUUGUUUUUUAAACAUUUGGAGCAUUUUGGUCUUAAAGCAUAAUAAAAAAAGAACAGAUUGAA
Molecule: messenger RNA, 7432 nt
Organism: Mercenaria mercenaria
Lineage: Eukaryota; Metazoa; Mollusca; Bivalvia; Venerida; Veneridae
Product: serine/threonine-protein kinase Nek8-like
Exons: 16
Coding region: 102-2168 (688 amino acids)
Biological process (GO): protein phosphorylation
Molecular function (GO): protein kinase activity; ATP binding
Source: RefSeq, a predicted model, not a curated record